AUGGCCGGGGAGCCCCCUACAGACGGCCUGGUCGCGCCGCUUUGCGCUGGAGGCUCACCGCCCUCCCCCUCCUGGCCUCUGCCCUGCGUCUCCACCCCAAAGCCCGAGUGCAGACUCCCGCUGUUGGGGGCCCCGAGCCCCUCUCAGAAAUGCCGGGUCUCCCGUGGCAACGGGCUGGAGGGUGCUGCGGGAGAGGCUCGCGAGCCGGCGGAGCGGCGCCAUCUGAGAGCUUGUCUGUCCUUCUCUCCCCCACCCCGUGCCCUCUGUGCCCCCCGGAACCAGCGGCUGCAGCUGCAGGUGACCCGGCUGCACGAGGCGUUCAGGAGCCAGGAGUCCCGGUGGGCCGCGGCUCAGCGCCAGCUCCAGAGCCAGAUAGACGCUCUCGCGCGACAGAACCAGGAGCUCCGGGAUGGACUGAAGGCCCUGGGGCCGCUGCGGCUGGGAGCCAGGGAGGCCGACUCAGCGGCCCUGGGCACCAGAAGGAAGCCGGACGCUCUGGUGUCGCAAUCUGCUUUUGGGAAAACGUUACCACUGUCAACUGAUGAAGAAAUAUUAGUGAAACAUGCAGGCCGCAGAAGUCGUAGUGCUACUGUCAUAGGACAAGGACCGUCAUCUAAACAUCUCCCUUCUUCCCAGGCCACACGCCGGUCCUCCCGAAGACUGCAAGAACCGAGUAGCCUAAACCCGCCAGAGCCCGCCACGGGUGUUGUCAGGCUCAAGGAGGACCGCCCAGCAGCUGAGGAAAAUGGCAUGCGUUCACAGCCUUGCAUGGGUCCUGAGGGCAGGCUUCUCAACCCAGAGCAGACUGAUGGGUCUGCCCACUCCCUGCUGGGCACUGCCAAGCCACAGAAUGCUCCUGUAGAUCCAGGACCUUCCCACAUGGACCCCGAGAUAAAGCAGGGGGACAAAGAAGAAGAAACGCGGCCCCCGGCCGGUGAGGUGGCUCAGGCACUUGGUGACGGCCGUGAAGCUAUCACCUUUUCGAAGGGCACCGGCAAGGACAGGGGGGCCGGCAAGAAGACCACCGUCCUGCGGUUUUUAAACAGGGACAUGAAGAAGAUCCUGCCAGAUCGGAGAGUGGUUUACUAUUAUGCAGACGCUCAGAUAAUGCGCACAACCUAUCCCAGCGGUUUGGACAUCGUGCGGUUUCCUGACAAGCAGACAGAAAAAUACCACCCUGAUGGUUCAAAGGAAAUCGUGUUUCCGGACGGGACAGUGAAACGUCUGAGUGACGGAUGUGAAGAGACUGUGUUUCCUGACGGGACAGUCGUCAGGGUGGAAAGGAACGGCGACAGAACCAUUGUGUUCAGCAAUGGGCAGAAGGAGAUCCAAACGGCUGGGUUCGAGAGGAGGGAAUACCCCGACGGUACCGUCAAGACUGUGUACUGCACGGGCUACCGGGAAACGCGGUCUGCAUCCGGGGCCGUGAAGAUCAGGUACCAGCCUGGAAACGUCCUCCCGGACAGACGGAGCUGGGCACCCCUCAAAACCCAAGGCCUCCCAGAGAAUAAGCAGCACGUUGGAAGUUAGUGGAUUUUUAUGCUCACGUGGAGAAUCCCCCGAUCCCAGGGAAGGAAUACCUUCUUGAACAAUCUUAUCGCAAGAUGUGGGUUUAUGUAUGUGUUUUUGAUAUGUACUCGUGUUUUUAUUUGCUGGACAUGAAAGAUCUUAGUUUAGUAGCCGUAAUUAUUUGUCUACUGUGGCCACGUUACGGAGGUCGUCAGUAUGUCGCUAAUGCUGUUUAAAGGGACCCAGGGACAGCGUGCUCUCAGCUCUGAAGGAAAACAGAGGCACUCCCCGGGCAGCUGACCUGGACGGAGACUUUUCCUUUCCGAUGACUAUGGCCAGGUCACUUUUCAGAUUAACAGGUAAAACUAAUCUGUUACGGAAAAGCUGCUUUUGGUUUGGCUAAAAAAAAAAAAAAUGAACUUGCCAAUUGUUUUAUGUUGAAUCGGCUUAUCU
Molecule: messenger RNA, 1962 nt
Organism: Zalophus californianus (California sea lion)
Lineage: Eukaryota; Metazoa; Chordata; Mammalia; Carnivora; Otariidae
Product: centromere protein J-like
Exons: 11
Coding region: 1-1530 (509 amino acids)
Biological process (GO): cilium assembly; centriole elongation
Cellular component (GO): centrosome; nucleus; centriole
Molecular function (GO): tubulin binding
Source: RefSeq, a predicted model, not a curated record